AUGGACGGUUUCGAUAUCACGGUAGAAGCAAGAGACAAGGGCACUCCCCCUUUGUCGGGUCACUGCAAGGUGGUGGUGGAGGUGCUGGACGUGAACGCGCCGGAGGUGCGGGUGACGUCGCUGUCGGUGCCGGUGCCGGAGGACGCGUCGGUGGGGACGGUGGUGGCGCUGCUGAGCGUGUCGGACCGGGACUCGGGGGCGAACGGUCGCGUGCGGUGCGCGGUGUGGCCGGCGGGGCCGUUCGGUCUGGUGUCGACGUUCGCGGGGUCGUACUCGCUGGUGGUGCGGGAGGCGCUGGACCGGGAGCGGGUGUCGGAGUACGAGGUGGAGGUGCGGGCGGAGGACGGCGGGUCGCCGUCGCUGCUUGGCAGGCGCGGGCUGCGGGUGUCGGUGUCGGACGUGAACGACAACGCGCCGGCGUUCGCGCAGGCCGUGUACACGGUGCUGGCGCGGGAGAACAACGCGGCGGGCGCGGAGCUGGCGCGGCUGUGGGCGCGGGACCCGGACGAGGCGGGCAACGGGCGCGUGAGCUACUCGGUGGCGGAGGGCGGCGGCGGGG
This is a messenger RNA of Tauraco erythrolophus (red-crested turaco), 559 nucleotides long. Its product is annotated as protocadherin alpha-3. NCBI's taxonomy places the organism in Eukaryota, Metazoa, Chordata, Aves, Musophagiformes, Musophagidae. Gene Ontology annotation, molecular function: calcium ion binding. Gene Ontology annotation, cellular component: plasma membrane. Gene Ontology annotation, biological process: homophilic cell-cell adhesion. The record is from RefSeq and is a predicted model, not a curated record.